AUGAGGCCCCAGGCCUGGGCAGUCUGCUCCCUGUUCCUCCUGCUGCUGGCCCUGACGGAGCCAACUAAGAACUCUGACUUCCACCUGGCUGGGGACUACCUCCUGGGUGGCCUCUUCACCCUCCAUGGCAAUGUGAAGGGCAUCAUCCACCUCAACUACCUGCAGGUGCCCAUGUGCAAGGAGUAUGAAAUAAGGGUGGUGGGCUAUAACCUUAUGCAGGCCAUGCGCUUUGCGGUGGAGGAAAUCAACAACCACAGCAGCCUGCUGCCAGGCGUGCUGCUGGGUUAUGAGAUGGUGGACAUCUGCUACGUCUCCAACAGCAUCCAGCCCGUGCUCUACUUCCUGGCACAUGAGGACUCCUUCUUGCCCAUCCAGGAUAACUACAGAGACUAUAUGCCCCGUGUGGUGGCUGUCAUUGGCCCUGACAACUCAGAGUCCGCCAGCACUGUGGCCCACCUCCUCUCCCUCUUACUCCUUCCACAGAUCACCUACAGUGCCACCAGCGAUGAGCUGCGUGACAAGCGGAGUUUCCCCUCGUUGCUGCACACGGUGCUGGGCGCAGAGCACCAAAUUAGGGUCAUGGUGCUGCUGAUGCUGCAGUACCGCUGGAACUGGAUCAUCGUGCUGGUGAGCGGUGACGAGUACGGUCGCAAGAACAGCCACCUGCUCCGCGAGCAGAUGGCGGGCCAGGGCAUCUGCAUAGCCUUCCAGGAGACGCUGCCCACGCCGCAGCCCAAUCUGGCCAUGACGGUGUACGAGCGCGAGCGCCUGGUGACCAUUGUGGACAAGCUGCUGCAGAGCUCCGCUCGCAUCGUGGUCCUAUUCUCACCCGACCUGGCCCUGAACAACUUCUUCCUCGAGGUGCUGCGGAAGAACCUCACAGGCAUCGUGUGGAUCGCCUCCGAGUCCUGGUCCAUCGACCUGGUCCUGCACAACAUCACCGAGCUGCGCCACACAGGCACCUUCCUGGGCAUCACCAGCAAGAACGUGCCUAUCCCGCGCUUCAGAGAGUUCCGGGUGCGCAAUAACCAGGCCGGGCCGCCCACACCCAACAAGACCAGCACACCGGAGACCUGCAACCAGGAGUGCGACACCUGCCUGAACACCACCAAGUCCUUUGACACCAUCCUUACGCUGUCUGGGGAGCGCGUGGUCUAUAACGUGUACUCUGCAGUUUACGCCGUGGCCCACGCUUUGCACAGCCUCCUGGGAUGCAAUGAGACCACCUGCUUCAAGGAGGUGGUGUACCCUUGGAAGCUACUUCAGGAGAUACGGAAGGUCAAUUUCUCCCUCCUGGGCCACCAAAUCUUCUUCGACAAGCAGGGAGACCUGGCUGUGGGCCUGGAGAUCAUCCAGUGGCGAUGGGACUUGAACCAGAACCCUUUCCAGAGUAUCGCCUUCUACCAUCCUGCACAGGGGCAGCUGUUGCACGUCUCCCCCAUCUCCUGGAACACCCCCAACAACACGAUCCCCUUGUCCAUGUGCUCCAGAAGCUGCCAGGCUGGGCAGAGGAAGAAGCCGGUGGGCCUCCACCCCUGCUGUUUCGAGUGCAUCGAUUGCCUCCCUGGCUCCUUCCUCAACCAAUCAGAUGAAUUUGACUGCCAGCCCUGCCCAAAUUAUGAGUGGUCCCAUAGGAGGAGCACCUUCUGCUACAAGCGACAUAUGGCCUUCCUAGAAUGGCACGAGGCACCCACCAUCUUUGUGACUGUGUUGGCUGCCCUGGGCUUCCUCAGCACACUGGCCAUCCUGGUUAUCUUCUGGAGAUACUUCCAGACACCCAUGGUCCGCUCGGCUGGGGGCCCUAUGUGCUUCCUGAUGCUGACGCCACUGCUGGUGGCAUACCUGGCAGUGCCGGUGUACGUGGGGCAGCCCACAGUCAUCACCUGCCUCUGCCGCCAGUCCCUCUUCACCCUCUGUUUCACCAUCUGCAUCUCCUGCAUCACCGUGCGCUCUUUCCAGAUUGUUUGUGUCUUCAAGAUGGCCCUCCGCCUCCCCAGGGCCUACAACUACUGGGUCCGCUACCACGGGCCCUAUGUCUUUGUGGCAUUCUUCACUGUACUCAAGGUGGUCAUUGUGGUGGGCAGCGUGCUGGCCACGACCACCGUCCCCACCAUGCUCAGUGACCCGGAUGACCCCAAAAUCAUGAUUCUCUCCUGCAACCCCAAUUACCACAAGGUGCUGCUGCUCAGCACCAGCUUGGACCUCUUCCUCUCAGUGGUGGGCUUCAGCUUUGCCUACAUGGGCAAGGAGCUGCCCACCAACUACAGCGAGGCCAAGUUCAUCACCCUGAGCAUGACCUUCUACUUCAUCUCCUCCGUCUCCCUCUGUACCUUCAUGUCUGUCUACCAGGGUGUGCUGGUCACCAUCCUGGACCUCUUGGUCACUGUGUUCAACCUCCUGGGCAUCAGCCUGGGCUACUUCGGCCCCAAGUGCUACAUGAUCCUCUUCUAUCCGGAGCGCAACACGCCAGCUUACUUCAACAGCAUGAUUCAGGGCUACACCAUGAGGAAGGACUAG
Messenger RNA from Trichechus manatus latirostris (Florida manatee), 2517 nucleotides. RefSeq names its product taste 1 receptor member 2 (gene TAS1R2). Gene Ontology annotation, cellular component: plasma membrane; sweet taste receptor complex. Gene Ontology annotation, molecular function: sweet taste receptor activity; G protein-coupled receptor activity. Gene Ontology annotation, biological process: G protein-coupled receptor signaling pathway; sensory perception of sweet taste. Lineage: Eukaryota; Metazoa; Chordata; Mammalia; Sirenia; Trichechidae. The transcript is spliced from 6 exons. The record is from RefSeq and is a predicted model, not a curated record. The coding region runs from base 1 to 2517 and encodes 838 amino acids.